Messenger RNA from Canis lupus familiaris (dog), 3011 nucleotides. RefSeq names its product EMAP like 2 (gene EML2). Bases 180 to 2729 code for a protein of 849 amino acids. The transcript has 22 exons. Gene Ontology annotation, biological process: microtubule cytoskeleton organization. Gene Ontology annotation, molecular function: microtubule binding. The record is from RefSeq and is a predicted model, not a curated record. Gene Ontology annotation, cellular component: mitotic spindle. Lineage: Eukaryota; Metazoa; Chordata; Mammalia; Carnivora; Canidae.
GGUUGUGGGCGGGACCAGACAGUACCUAGGGGGAUCUAAGCUCGACCAAUCCCGGUUCAAGGAUUGUGUUGGGGGGCCUGGCAGGGGGUGUCCCGACCCCCCUUUCCCGGCAUCCUGGGGGAUGACCCCGGUGCCAGGCCCGGCGCCGGCCGCCUGAUGCCGGGCGGGCCGAGCCGGGGAUGCUGGAACGAAGGGCGUUGCUAUGGCAACGGGAGGCAGGGCCUGGAGGGGGGGACCGGGCCCAGGCUGGGGCUGGGGGGGCCGGCGGUGGCUGUGGCGGGGCGAUGGCGGAGCGCGGCCCGGCCUUCUGCGGCCUCUACGACACGUCCUCGCUGCUUCAAUACUGCAACGAUGACAAUUUGUCGGGCACGAGCGGCAUGGAGGUGGACGACCGCGUGUCGGCGCUGGAGCAGCGGCUGCAGCUGCAGGAAGACGAGCUCGCGGUCCUAAAGGCGGCGUUGGCUGACGCGUUGCGUCGCCUGCGGGCAUGCGAGGAGCAGGGCGCAGCGCUGCGCGCGCGGGGAACCCCCAAGGGCCGCGCGCCUCCACGCUUAGGCACCACAGCCUCGGUGUGUCAGCUCUUGAAAGGGCUUCCCACCAGGACGCCCCUCAAUGGUGCGGGACCCCCGCGGCGCGUGGGCGGCUAUGCCACCUCUCCAUCCUCCCCCAAGAAGGAGGCGAGCUCCGGGCGCAGCGCCCGCCGCUAUCUGUCACCAGAGCGCCUCGCCUCCGUGCGCCGCGAGGACCCCCGCAGCCGCACCACAUCUUCCAGCAGUAAUUGCAGCGCCAAAAAGGAAGGCAAAACCAAAGAAGUUAUCUUCAGCCUGGAGGAGGGCUCCGUGAAAAUGUUCCUGAGGGGGCGCCCUGUGCCCAUGCUGAUUCCUGAUGAGAUGGCGCCCACCUACAGCCUGGACACGCGCUCCGAGCUGCCUCCUAGCCGGCUCAAGCUGGACUGGGUCUAUGGCUACCGCGGCCGGGACUGUCGGGCCAACCUUUACCUGCUGCCUACCGGGGAGAUCGUGUACUUCGUGGCCUCCGUGGCCGUGCUGUACAGUGUGGAGGAGCAGAGGCAGCGGCACUACCUGGGACACAACGAUGACAUCAAAUGCCUGGCUGUCCACCCUGAUAUGGUCACCAUUGCCACCGGGCAGGUGGCAGGCACCACUAAAGAGGGGAAGCCACUACCACCACACGUGCGCAUUUGGGACUCAGUCUCCCUCUCCACCUUACAUGUGCUGGGCCUGGGGGUGUUUGACAGAGCUGUGUGCUGUGUAGGCUUUUCCAAAUCUAAUGGGGGCAACCUGCUGUGUGCAGUGGACGAAUCCAACGAUCACAUGCUCUCUGUGUGGGACUGGGCCAAGGAGGCCAAGGUGGUGGAUGGCAAGUGCUCCAACGAGGCUGUGCUGGUGGCCACCUUCCACCCCACAGACCCCACCCUGCUCAUCACCUGCGGGAAAUCCCACAUCUACUUCUGGAGUCUGGAGGGGGGCAGCCUGAGCAAACGGCAGGGCCUCUUUGAGAAACACGAGAAACCGAAGUAUGUGCUGUGUGUGACCUUUCUGGAGGGUGGCGAUGUGGUCACCGGGGACUCUGGGGGGAACCUCUAUGUUUGGGGCAAAGGUGGGAACCGCAUCACACAGGCGGUGCUGGGCGCCCAUGAUGGUGGUGUGUUUGGGCUCUGCGCCCUGCGGGACGGGACGCUGGUGUCCGGAGGAGGCCGUGAUCGUCGAGUGGUCCUCUGGGGUUCCGACUACAGCAAGCUGCAGGAGGUGGAGGUCCCAGAGGACUUCGGCCCAGUGCGCACCGUGGCGGAGGGCCGGGGGGACACCCUGUACGUGGGCACUACCCGCAACUCCAUCCUACAGGGCUCUGUCCACACGGGCUUCUCACUGCUUGUCCAGGGCCACGUGGAAGAGCUGUGGGGCCUGGCCACACACCCCAGCCGGGCACAGUUUGUGACAUGUGGGCAGGAUAAGCUGGUGCAUCUGUGGAGCGCGGAGUCCCACCAGCCCCUGUGGAGCAGGAUCAUCGAGGACCCUGCCCGCUCUGCUGGCUUCCACCCCAGUGGCUCUGUCCUGGCCGUGGGCACGGUGACUGGCAGAUGGCUCCUACUGGACACAGAGACCCAUGACCUGGUGGCUAUCCACACCGAUGGCAAUGAACAGAUCUCAGUGGUCAGCUUCUCUCCAGACGGGGCGUACCUGACCGUGGGCUCCCACGACAACUUGGUGUACGUGUACACGGUGGACCAGGGCGGCCGCAAGGUCAGCCGCCUGGGCAAGUGCUCGGGGCAUUCCAGCUUUAUCACCCACCUGGACUGGGCCCAGGACAGUAGCUGCUUUGUCACCAACUCCGGCGACUACGAGAUUCUGUACUGGGACCCGGCUACUUGUAAGCAGAUCACCAGUGCAGAUGCUGUGAGGAAUGUGGAGUGGGCCACAGCUACUUGUGUCCUGGGGUUUGGUGUGUUCGGGAUCUGGUCUGAGGGAGCGGAUGGUACUGACAUCAAUGCGGUGGCCCGCUCCCACGAUGGGAAGUUGCUGGCUUCAGCUGAUGACUUUGGCAAAGUCCACCUGUUCAGCUACCCCUGCUGUCAGCCCCGAGCCCUCAGCCACAAAUACGGCGGACACAGCAGCCAUGUGACGAAUGUGGCCUUCUUGUGGGAUGACAGCAUGGCCCUGACCACGGGGGGCAAGGACACCAGUGUGCUGCAGUGGCGGGUGGUCUAAAGGAGGCAGGAGAAUCCCAGGGAUGCGGGGCCAGGGGAGAGUCGGGUGGCAGGGCUGGAAUUCUAUUUUCGGGAGAUGUCUAUUGCCGAGUAGAGUAAUAUAUACCCAGAGUAUGUCUAUAGCAGAGGGGGUUAUGGGGGUGGGAGGGUAGGCUGACAAAAGUCGCUAUUUAUCGGGGCGGGAAGAGGGGUCACAUUGCUUUGGGGGAGCCAUUAAAGUAUUUGAUUUGGAGUGUUUUUUAAGUUUAUUCUUUUAUAUCAUCCAGAAAUAAAGACACAUGCA